Thunnus maccoyii (southern bluefin tuna) is the source of this 1873-nucleotide messenger RNA. Its product is annotated as guanine nucleotide-binding protein subunit beta-4. Gene Ontology annotation, cellular component: heterotrimeric G-protein complex; cytoplasm. Lineage: Eukaryota; Metazoa; Chordata; Actinopteri; Scombriformes; Scombridae. Gene Ontology annotation, biological process: G protein-coupled receptor signaling pathway. Gene Ontology annotation, molecular function: protein binding; signaling receptor complex adaptor activity. The transcript is spliced from 10 exons. The record is from RefSeq and is a predicted model, not a curated record. Bases 373 to 1395 code for a protein of 340 amino acids.
ACUUUCAUGGGUGUGGUGAUUAGCUUGCUUGGUGAAAAUUUUAGUCAAAUCCGACCCGAGUUUGCGCUCGCUUCUGACCCUGUAAACCGAUUAAAUUGACUUAAAAUUAACACGGCUCCCUUUUGCGCUUUCUCUCACAGCUGGGACCAUGGUUGUGGUGUGAAAACGGAGCAGUGUGACACGGAUUUGAACGGACGGACAGAGCCUGUUUCAGGUGUCAGCUGGUAAAGUGUGUGUGUGUGUGCGUGUGAGAGUGUGUGGGUGUGUGUGAGUGAGUGAGUGAGUGUGUGUUUGUGUGCGUGCUGGCACGUGUGUUUUCCCAGCCCAGUCAUUAUUUGCAGUGGAGUGUGGCCUGAACACAUCUGAGGGACAAUGAGCGAGCUGGAACAGUUGCGGCAGGAAGCCGAGCAACUACGCAAUCAGAUCCGGGAUGCCAGGAAAGCCUGCAGUGACUCCACUCUGUCACAGAUCACAGCUGGUCUGGACUCAGUGGGCCGGAUACAGAUGCGGACGCGACGCACUCUAAGGGGCCACCUGGCCAAGAUCUAUGCAAUGCACUGGGGGAGCGACUCCAGACUACUUGUCAGUGCCUCGCAAGAUGGAAAGCUAAUCAUCUGGGACAGCUACACGACAAAUAAGAUGCAUGCCAUCCCGCUGCGCUCUUCCUGGGUGAUGACAUGCGCCUACGCCCCCUCUGGGAACUAUGUGGCCUGCGGAGGCCUGGACAACAUCUGCUCCAUAUACAGCCUGAAGACCCGUGAGGGCAAUGUGCGCGUCACCCGAGAGCUACCCGGACACACAGGUUAUUUGUCCUGCUGUCGUUUCUUGGAUGACAACCAGAUACUGACCAGCUCUGGAGACACCACCUGUGCAUUGUGGGACAUAGAGACAGGCCAGCAGGCCACCAGUUUCACUGGCCACACAGGUGACGUGAUGAGUUUGUCUCUAAGCCCGGACUUCAAGACCUUUGUGUCAGGAGCUUGCGACGCCACCUCCAAGCUGUGGGACAUUCGUGACGGCAUGUGCAGGCAAUCUUUCACCGGGCACGUGUCCGACAUCAAUGCCGUCACUUUUUUCCCCAACGGGAAUGCCUUUGGCACAGGCUCAGAUGACGCCACCUGCAGGCUGUUUGACCUGCGUGCUGACCAGGAGCUGAUGAUGUACAGCCAUGACAACAUCAUCUGUGGCAUCACCUCCGUGGCUUUCUCCAAGAGCGGCCGCCUGUUGCUGGCCGGCUACGACGACUUCAACUGCAACGUCUGGGACACUCUGAAAGGCGAGCGCGCAGGUGUGCUAGCGGGCCACGACAACAGAGUGAGCUGCUUAGGUGUGACAGAAGACGGCAUGGCCGUGGCCACUGGCUCCUGGGACAGUUUCCUCCGGAUCUGGAACUAAACAAACCUCUUCCCUGUUGUACUCAAUCACUGCCCGCCAACUUCCCCCCCCCCCCCCCCCCCCCCCCUCCGCUACCCCCCAUCCAACGUAUCCCGACUCAUCUGCUGAGCUGAACCUGAAGGGGUGUACACUGUGUCAGCCGAAAUCCUCUCAACUCACCCCCAGUUCUCCUCUCUCCGCUGGCGACCUGCCCACCUGUGAGAAACUACCAACUCUUUCUACCUUACCAAGUGACAUUUUUUUUCACCCAGCUAUUACACAGCAACAAAAAUAAGAACUUUUCACUAGAGUUGUCCAAUCAAAAAUAAAAAUAAGAGGUGAGUUAUGAAAAACUGAAGGAAAAAAAAUUGAAGAUUUUGCCCUUAUACCAGUUUUCUUCUAGGGGGCGAUAAAGAGCACCUGUUACUUUGACUAACAAGCAAGAUGACCGUCAGUGUGUAAUAUGUAAAUGUAAAUAUAAAGACAGUAUAUAUGUAUA